CGAGUAGUCGUGCAAUCGCUCAGACCCCAGUUGUGCAAGCCGCGGCCCAAUCCACACGCUCUGUUUACCAGCCGCCAGCACAGGCCGAAACAAGGAACCAUCUCGCCAACUCGCCUGCGAUUCUAGCCACUGGCCCUGGAUACCUGGCUGCAUCCUGUAGCUGUGACCAUUCAGGGUCUGUGCAAGCGCCCAUUCAUUCUAUAACAGGUGUUGUGGCAAUGCACCUCUGAUUCAAGUCCAGGCGCUCAAAUCAGAUUCAUAAAAACCACCUUCUCAUCGCUACCUCACCUCCCCUUCUCUUCUCUCCUUCAUCUGGAAUCCUCACCUUCGUCAGUGUCGAAGGCUUGAGCUUGAGCUUCCACCCAGCUCCUCCAACCCCCCUGUCUCUCUCCCACGCCAAAAAAGACACACUACCCUGAUACUUCCUGGGGCCGGCCUCCCCACCUCUCUCUCAAGCCUCCUUCGAGCUCGCAUCCUACCCCAAAGUGCGCCCUAGUCCUCCUCAGUCACAGACAAGCCGAGGGAACGACACUCUGUCCGCUGCUCCAGGUUCCAACCCCUGACAACCCGACCGAUCCUUGCCUGCGCCAUCCAGGGUGCAAGAAAAACCCUAACCACCCCUCCAACGGCGCAGCUCCCAAGCCAUCCGCCAAAUCUGUGCUCCGUACCUGGAGUUUAUCGUCCGCCUAUCCACUAGCUGCAGAGGCCACACCCACUCUCCUGCAUUUGCUACAUCACUUCGGGUGCACCUUUUCAGGAGAACGACUCGCUUGGAUACUACGAGACUCUCUCUCAAACAUCAGGAGCUGCAUCCCUGGGCCGUGCCUGGGACCACCCAUAAUUCGAUAUAUCCCACAGACCACAGGCUCGUGUGCAUUUCUUGAGUCUCUUCCUGCUGGCCAGGUGAAAAAAAAGUCUACAGAAAUCAGGGCCAGUUAAUAUCUUGGAUACACCCAACCUCCCCCGCUUGUGUCAGAGGCCUGUCACUUCACUUCAGUCCACUCGCUUCGUACCCAACUCUUGAAACCACUCUGAGAGAAUUCUGAGGACAAGUCCAUAAACUCGUCGACUCGCCUCAUCUCAAGUCCCUCCCUUCAUCUCUUCGCCUUCUUGCCACCAGGGUCAAACGAUCGAUCGCAAACAAAUCCCGUCAUGGAGUCCAAAUACACCUUGGCCCAGAACAGGGCUGCCUUGGAAGAGUUUGUUCGCCAACCUGUGCGCACCUACAUGGUCCAGCACCUUGCAAAGCAAGCUUCACAGGUUAUCCGAUGUGAUCCAGAGCCUCUGCCUGCUGCAGACUCAUUGCCUACUCCCCCGUCCACUCCGCCUCACCAAUCUUCAGCAGAGCCCGCUCCAGCUCCUCUACCGAGCCUUGAACAGUUCAUCAGCUCCCUCGUCCACCGGUCUGCUGUUCAAGUGCCCACCUUGAUGACCUCCCUGGUCUACCUUGCCCGUCUUCGAUCAAGACUGCCCCCUGUCGCCAAAGGAAUGAGGUGCACCGUCCAUCGUAUCUUCCUCGCGUCCUUGAUCUUGGCAGCGAAGAACUUGAACGAUUCGAGCCCGAAGAACAAGCACUGGGCAAGAUACACAACGGUUAGGGGUUACGAGGGCUUCGGUUUCGGACUGGCAGAGGUGAAUCUGAUGGAGAGACAACUCCUGUACCUGCUUGACUUCGAUACUCGAGUGACUGAACAGGACUUGUUUGACCACUUUGAGCCAUUCCUUGCUCCCAUCCGCUUCCAGAUGGAGCUGCAGCAAGAAGAGGCUGAACUCACCAGCGGCCACCGUCACUGGCACUCUCAACAGACCUCUUACGACUCAUCAAUGUCUGUACCGCCUCUGACGCGCAAGGAGCCGGUCCAGCCUGUCGUCGCAACGCCUCCACCCAGAGCAGUCGGUGUCUACGAUUCCCCCGCUUCCUAUGUUGAUGAGGACAUGGCUACUGGUCGCUAUCCAAGACACAAGGCCAAUAACAGCUCGUUGUCGUUACCUGCUCCCAGUCAUCGACGAUGGCCAUCUCCGUUCCGCCAUCACGGCAACAGCCGAUCGGUGUCACCACCGUCUAUUCGAGAUCUUCCGCCUCUAGUUUCCUCCGGCAGACCUGGCACGAUGCACAGCCACAGCAGUUCCCGAUCCUCGUCACUGGCCCCUUCGUCACGAUCUCGAUCUUCGUCGCUCGCACCAACUUCUCGAGGUACUCCAUACACAGCGUCAUCAAACAUCGACGACAGUAUUGUGGUGGUUGACCUGACUCAGAGCCCUGAUGCCUCAUAUCACAGUACAUAUGCCAAGACCAUCUCAGCGUCGCGGCCCAGCCUCAAAGGCCAUCAGACUAGCUUCCAAGGCGAGAGUCAACAGCCGGCCAAAAAGGUCAAGUCCGAAACCGGUGUCGGCAGUGUGAUGGCGAGGUUCUUCAGUUCCGCGACGAGCAAUUAUCGGAUCGGAAGGACACCUAUCCAACAGGCAGCUUAGGAGGCUGUGACUGUUGUUGACGACAUGAACACAGGAAGGAAACGCAAGCGACCACGUCACAACUGAUCUACAGAAGAGUUGUAAUAUCGACCCAGAUGCUGAUGACCAAGCUGAUUCCCCAACGACCUCAUGCCAUCUAAGUCUCCAGACUUUGAGACCAUACUCUCAUUUUACGGCAAUACUCUUUUUUUUAUGUGGUGCGGUCCAAUAUCUUGCAUAGCGACGGCGUUGCUGGGGGGCGUUUGAAAAUUGACACACAAAUUAACCGGGCGGGCAUAUUUCUUGGAGACGAUGGAGCUGAACCAGCACGGAUUUUUCACAUGUAACACUAGAUCCUACUUUAGUCAGAGAUCGCCUGGAGUCGGGAAUGAAAGGAUCAUCCGCAAACAAGCAGUAUUCGUUGGACUGGUGCCAAUGAGUCUUUUCCUUGUUCGGUACGAGAGAGGGAGAGGAAAAGGGAAGAGAAACUCAAAAGGGUGACGAUGAUGAUUGAAGCCGCGCUACGGCCCGCACGAAGACCAACACCAACCGAAACCUUGGAUGGGCAGAUUCUUUCCUAUUACUGCUGGAGAAGAAUGGCCCGCCCUCUCGAGGCUUGGGAGAGUUUGUUGGACAAAAUCAAAGUAUUAUUGAAUGGACUUUUCCCUGAGAUCGGAAAACACAUAUCCCGGAACCUUUUUUGGAUAGAAGUCAAAAAAACAAACUCUUAAGCAAGAA
Messenger RNA from Cladophialophora immunda, 3189 nucleotides. RefSeq lists its product as uncharacterized. Gene Ontology annotation, molecular function: protein kinase binding; cyclin-dependent protein serine/threonine kinase regulator activity. The transcript has a single exon. Gene Ontology annotation, biological process: regulation of cyclin-dependent protein serine/threonine kinase activity. Bases 1153 to 2472 code for a protein of 439 amino acids. The record is from RefSeq and is a predicted model, not a curated record. Lineage: Eukaryota; Fungi; Ascomycota; Eurotiomycetes; Chaetothyriales; Herpotrichiellaceae. Gene Ontology annotation, cellular component: nucleus; cyclin-dependent protein kinase holoenzyme complex.